AUGGCUCAGGUUCUACAGCACUGUAGUUCUUCAAUAGCGUCUGGUCCAGUGAAGGACCAAAUUGUCCCGGACACUGAUGACCUGUUAUUCUCACAAGCGGAACAGCCGGUUCAGAAUGUAGCAGAUAUCUUGGAUAGAUACAUUCAUGAUGGAGAAAUGCCCCAGACACCAGUACACGUGAAAAAACCUAGAAGACCUAGUGCAUCGGUGAUCGACGAGUUUUUUGGAGAACCUCAAAAAGGUAUCAGUGUGCUUUCAAACAAAUCCAGCUUCCUCAACGUGCCAGAAACUCCGUUCAACUCCAGGCAAGCUUCAAGAAUGCUCAACUCUGCAGAGAAGCAGAGCUUCUUUGACGAUGACUGUAGCAGAAGAACCAGCUCUUCUCUAAUUGAAGAAUUUUUUGGAAUGACAACAUCCGAAAAGACAUGGAUCAAGCCAGAACCACCGGUAGCGUCCAGUAUAGGGGUCUUCGAACAGGAAUGCCCAGACGUGUUUGACAUUGACUCCACACUGUAUGAUUCUGUAUCGAGUUCAGGAGUUUUGGCGGGGAUGACCCCACUUAGUAGCAGCACAAAUAUUCAUCUUCAUAACCCCAGUACUGUCAGUAGCUGUGCAAUGCCAGCCUCAUCAUCUGAUUCCCUAUGGGAAGAUCUGACAGCCAGUAUGAAUAUGCUGGACAGCCAAAAUCCAUGUAACACCAACACCAGCACCACAGAGCUGCUCAGUGGCAGCUUGCCAACAUCCAUCAAUGGGAGACAGGAUGGUUUCAGCAUUAAAGCUGAGCCAAUGGACUGUGAAGAAAAACCAUCUUGCCAGUUUGACCUUUCCUCAUCUGCACUGUCUCACAGCAGUGCUAUCAGCCAUGCCAGUAGCAGUUUGGACACUUUUUUGUUUGAUGCUCAGGCAACACCCUCCUAUGGACUGCCCAGUAAUAAUAUCAGUAUAACCAGCUCAUUGCUAAGCAGACAAUAUCCUGCCUCAAAAACAUCAUACAGCCAAGUUAUUCAUCACCAUUCACUCAACAGUAAUAGAAGUAUUGCCAACUCAGGUCCAGCUCGCCCCAUGUCUUCUUCAGGAUAUCUACCUCACAGUUCUCAUUACCAGACACACUCCAAUAGCUAUUCAUCUUCAUCCCCAAGUCCUCAUGCUGUCUCCAGUCCCUUCUCACCACUCACUCCUCCUAAUUCCCAACCAGGAAGUCCAAACAACGAUACCAUCAGAAGAACCCCACCUCCUCCCUAUCCAAGCUUUCAAAUUCCCCAAUCAAGACUCAGCCCUUCUCCAUCCUCUCUUCCCCUGACAAUUUCCAUGGCACCUGGACAUAGCAGAUCCGAACGCCCUCGCAAACAGCCUGUAACACACCCUGGUUGCUCUACCAUCAAAUACAACAGGAAGAACAACCCAGAGUUGGAGAAGAGACGCAUCCACUUUUGCUCGUUUCCAGGUUGUAGAAAAGCCUAUACAAAAAGUUCACAUUUGAAAGCCCAUCAAAGGAUUCACACAGGUGAGAAGCCAUACAAGUGCCACUUUCAGACCUGUGGCUGGAGGUUUGCCCGCUCUGAUGAGCUGACCAGGCAUGUUCGUAAACACACUGGUGCCAAACCAUUCCAGUGUAGGGUUUGUGAUAGAAGCUUUGCUCGCUCGGACCACCUGGCGCUCCACAUGAAACGUCAUGAGCCCAAGAGUAAGUGCGGUGAUGGUAGUAAGCAGCUGUGA
Molecule: messenger RNA, 1716 nt
Organism: Candidula unifasciata
Lineage: Eukaryota; Metazoa; Mollusca; Gastropoda; Stylommatophora; Geomitridae
Source: the annotation of a GenBank genome assembly